Messenger RNA from Diprion similis, 2641 nucleotides. Its product is annotated as vanin-like protein 1. Gene Ontology annotation, molecular function: hydrolase activity, acting on carbon-nitrogen (but not peptide) bonds, in linear amides. The transcript has 6 exons. The coding region runs from base 38 to 1771 and encodes 577 amino acids. NCBI's taxonomy places the organism in Eukaryota, Metazoa, Arthropoda, Insecta, Hymenoptera, Diprionidae. The record is from RefSeq and is a predicted model, not a curated record.
AACGUAUGAUUAUUCAACCGAAGUACUUGAAACUCCGAUGAUUCUUGAUCGUUCUGCAAGACAAAGAAUCAUGCGGUCUCUGAGCUCAUCGCUUGCCAUCUUGGGGCUGACCGUUUUGGCCCAAUUGACAUUCGAGGUCUCCGCUGCGGAUACAAUUUCUUACAUAGGUGCCGUCGCCGAAUAUUAUCCGGUAACAAAUGGAACGAACGGAACAACGAUCGCAACAGCCAAUGCCAACAACUACGUGACCAUUAUCAAAACCGCCUGGGGUUACAACACAGACAUCCUUGUGUUCCCGGAGGACUCAUUGACGACUGGAAUGAAUUAUUCCAAUACGAAUAGAACUCUGUAUCCUUCAUUCAGUUCCAUCGUACCGGAUGCCGGACUGGAUAUUCCCUGCGAUAAUGCUUCGACGGUCGUAAUAGAGGCACUGAAGUUGAUAUCGUGCGCUGCGAAGCAGUACUCGAUUUACGUAGUCGUAAACGUUAUCGAGAAGGAGAACUGCACCAGCACAGGAACAACGUCUCGCCCUUGUCCCAGCGACGGUUACUUCUUCUACAACACAAACGUGGUGUUCAACCGAACCGGAGGCAUUGUCUCGAGGUACAGGAAAUUCAACCUGUUCGCCGAACCUGGCAUAAACGUAACGUCGACCGCAGAAAACGUGACCUUCACCACUGACUUCAACGUCACCUUCGGAUUGAUAAUAUGCAACGACAUCCUCUACAAGACCCCGGCUCUAUCGCUCGUCAACGACUAUAACGUGACCGACAUUAUUUUCCCCGUACGAUGGUUCUCCGAAUUACCUUAUUUGACUUCGGUUCAGAUCCAGUCAGCUUGGUCCUACGCCAACAACGUGAACCUCCUGGCAUCUGGCUACAACAAUCCAGCAACUAGCAACGGUGGCAGUGGAAUUUACGCUGGAAACAACGGAAAAGUGAUCACCCUUCUGUCGGAGGGCACAAAGAACGCUCUUUUAGUGGCAAGGGUACCAAAGGUGAUCGAUGGGGCUCGAAGCAACGUCACCUCCACGUCUUAUCCGCUGACCUACGAGUUCAGUAGUACGGAAAUUACGACUCUGGCGAACAUCACGACGGUUUCCCAGAACGCGUUUUACCAGGACACCUUGGCGCCUUACACAACGAGCCUUUUGCCGCUGACCAACGGAACGACGGCCAUUUGGCUCGAACUCUGCGACCGACAGCUUUGCUGUUCCUUCUAUGUGAACAGAACUUUCAGUGCAGGUAGUGUCAAUUCAAGCGUCAAUUAUUACAGGCAUAGAAUCGCCGUUUUCAACGGAGUUCGAUCCUUCGCUGGUACCACUACCGCCGGAAUACAGACCUGCAGUGUCAUCGCUUGCACUAACGACACCCUAGCCAGCUGUGGGCUGAGGUUCAACACGACGGAAACCGUCGUGCAGCCAACUGUCUUCAACAAUGUAUUUGUGUCCGGAAACUUUUCCAAAAACUCGACGACCAUGCAGAUGCCCAACUCGUUGACCACGGAUAUUCUUCCUUUAAAUCCCAGUGACUUCACGUAUACUAAAGUCGAUAUUUCAGGCUCUUCUUUAACCAAUAUCACCUACAAUCUAACGACGCAGUCAAACAACUUGUACACUUUUGCUAUUUAUGGUAGAAACUUCUCUGCUGAUGGGACGGCUGUUAGUUCUGUCAGCGUUGCUUCGUCUACGGUCCAACUUUUACGGUUCUCUUUCACGGCGACCGUAUUUUUGGCAGUAAUUGUAACUUUAUUCGUUAGGAGCUGUUCGUAAACUAAGUAGCUGUAAUUUGGAUACUUUUGUCUGCGGUUGGUAUGCGACUACAUACCUAUAGCUGCAUGGAUCGGUGCUUGGUAAAACCAAAAAUGCUCAUUUCUCGUUAAAGCAAUUAAUUGAAAUGUACAACAUAACGUGGCGGGGGAAGAUUCAGAGAAUUAUCAAGGAUAUUUAUAAUGUAUUCUGAGAUUCGAUUACUUAUAGCUGUCAAUUUUUAAAACAAAUAUUCACUCGAACAGCUUACUACAGUUUAGUUUGCGGACACUUACAAAUAUAGUUACUUGUAGAAGACCAUGCCAGUAUUUUAGUCGUCAGUAUGUAGGUCAUAUCGUUCGUAGUAUUAUAAGCGAGUAAAAAACGAAUCCCAAUCAUAGUAGGUAAUAAAGAUAGUAACCAUUCAUUCGUAUUGUAAAGAUUAACAUAUUUUCAUAACAGCAGAAUACCUCUGAAAUUACUCUGCAUUCAUAUCUCACAUUAUCAGUGACAGACGUGUUGAAAAUCGUUAAUGUCAAGUAUGUAGGACCUUUAGAUGGGAAAACAUUUUGUAACACUUUUAUUUUAUAUGAUGCUAUUCACAUCAUUUAUCUAGUAUUUUUAAAGGUACGAUAAUAAUGGGUGAUGUCGAUGAGGUUUACAGUGAACGUUUGAAGGUAUAUAUAGCACAAAAUCACCAAGGUGGCGAAUUUCGACUUUGAAUUCGAUGAAUAUAGUUUUAAAAUCAUCUUCUUGAAGGUGGGAUCGAAUCAUUGCUAGAUACAUCUGUUAAAAAUAUUUAAGAGGAGCAUCCUUAGAAUUUUAAAUUACGUUAAUUAACAGCUUUAUGGAGAACAGGUUAGAAGAUAUCGUUAUUCCGGGAACGUUUUACAU